Messenger RNA from Epinephelus lanceolatus (giant grouper), 5345 nucleotides. It is a transcript of the gene lrrc49, whose product is annotated as leucine rich repeat containing 49. The record is from RefSeq and is a predicted model, not a curated record. NCBI's taxonomy places the organism in Eukaryota, Metazoa, Chordata, Actinopteri, Perciformes, Serranidae. Gene Ontology annotation, molecular function: protein binding.
UCGGUUUUGAACCAACAAACCCAGGCUUUACAAAUAUAUUAGUGCAGCAAAUGACUUCGCUCAUUUCUUAAGGUUAUUCAUGAAAGUAGCACCGCUACUUAAUUAGUUUUUUUAUUCUUCCAAGGUUGGUCUGAACUGUUCACUUUUAGCUUUAGCUAAAUGUUGUCACAAACAUUGGCUAAAUGGAGACGGAGCGAACUGAGGGAAAAACGAUACGAUCUCAAAAACGCAACAGUGUCAACGAUGGAUGGGCGUUUCUCACCCCCAUGGUCAACAGCUGCAAGUUGCACCUUACAACUGUCAAACCCCUGGUACAGGAGAGAGCCCAGAGAAUGACUGACUUUCAAGAUAUUGUAAAAGAAAAAAACAUGUAUACCGUCCAAGCAAUGAAUCAUCCUAACCCAGAGAACAGGUUGCACGCUUGCAGAGGACUUGUCCUGACACCUCUAGUGUCAUCAUUUGCCAGUAUCUCUAGAGAUUCCCCUGUACAUAAUCUGGUACCACCAGCAUGUGGUGCUCAAAGUGGUUUGGAUAUAGUUUCACGUGCUACACAGGACACAAGAGACAAAUCAAGGGGACCAACCCACAGUGCAGGGAACACUUACUACUGUAAUGCCUUAAACUUUGCCAAGCCAACAGGUGGUUCUGGAGGAUAUAAAUACCACACAACCCCUGGUUUUCCCUACACUCGAUUGCCUGGUGACAGUUUUGCAUCCAGUUUACAACGAAUCGACUUGGACAGGCGCUGUCUGGAGGAAUGCCCCCAGCUGGGCGUAAUGGAUGAACUACAACUUCUGAACCUUCAGCACAAUCUAAUCACAACGAUCCAGCAUCUGUCACAUAUGCAACAGCUUGUUUUUCUCAACCUGUAUGAUAAUCACAUCGAUGAAAUGACUGGCAUUGAAUCUCUAUGCUCCCUUAGGAUCCUUAUGCUGGGGAAGAACAGAAUCCGUAAAAUAUGCUGCCUGGAAAGAGUGUCCAGACUGAAUACCCUGGAUUUGCAUGACAAUCAGAUCUGCAGGAUAGAAAACAUGUCUCACCUCAGCGAGCUGCAAGUGUUGAACCUGGCGGGAAACAGCAUAUCCAGAGUGGAAAACCUGCAGGGUCUGGACUGUUUGACUGAACUCAACCUAAGACACAACUGCAUCUCUGUUGUGACCGAGGUGGACCGCCUGCCCUGCUUGCAGCGCCUCUUUCUCAGCUGCAACCACAUCACCAGUUUUGAUCAGCUAGCCUGCCUUGGAGAGUCACGCUCCCUUUCUGAGCUCACCCUGGAUGGGAAUCCUGUAGCCAUGGAGACAUGGUACAAGCAGGCCGUCCUGCGCUGUGUGCUUCAUCUGAGACAGCUGGACAUGAAGCGCAUCACAGACGAGGAUCGGCGCAUGGCUGGUGUGCAGGCUCGAAAAGAGGAGGAGAAGAAGAAGGAGAGUCACAAGCAGACCAUUCAUAAGGAGAAGCGGCGUCUGGCAAUCCGUAAUGCAGCUCAGCAGUGGGAAGGCGUCAGGGCCUGCUUGGUGCUGCCACCAACAAAUGGUGCUAAAGAAGAAGUCAGUCCAGAGAACAGCCCUGCCCACAGCCCCGCCCAGACCAACGGCCUCGCACAGGAACCCUCUCCAGAUGAACCCAGACGGGUAAGUCCAGGUUCAGGACCAGAGCGACCAUCAGGGGGAACAGAGAGCAGACUCCGCACCAACAGCCGUCCAAACAGCCCACGAGAUCCAAAGCUUGUGGAGGCAGGGAGCGGCAGUGUUCAGAGCUUGUCCCUCUCUGACAGUCACCUGGCAGAGCUGGAUGGAGACACCCUGCGUUUAUUUGGACCUGGGGCCCUGGAGGCCCUGGAGAGGGGCUGGGGAGUUCAGACCGCUGGUGCUGUCACUGUAAUAACCUUCCGUUACAUCAACUUUGACGCCAUUGUACCAACACUGCCGCGAAUAAGGGUCAAGUUCCCCAAUCUGUCGCACCUGAUCUUCUUGGAAACCAACAUCAGCCGUCUGCCCCAGCUGGCGGCUCUGACUCAGGUGAGGCGUCUGGACCAGCUGACCAUCCACCCAGGGGGCAACCCUGUGGUCAGUCUGGCUCUGUGGCGCUCCUUUGUCAUCUACCGCCUCAACCACUUCAACCUGCAAAGGAUCAACGGCCAGGAGGUUACUAUGAAUGAUGUGAUCGCUGCAGAGCGUGUGUUUGGGACACUGGGUCAUAUAGCAGCCACUGAAACUCCACGUUGCCGGCUCCUCCUGCUGCUAGAGGAGUCCAGGAAGCGUCAGCUGCAGUUCCUGUUGGAGGGCCGAGGCCGGCGAGCAGGACUGAGUCCAGAGGAGCUGCGAGACAAUGGGAAGCUCCUGGGAGAGAGCCUGAGCAGAGCUCUGUUCAACUACCCAAGCAGAGACUGCAGUGCAGAGAGCCCUGAGGAGGGCACUGUAGAGUCAUCGGAGCGUGCUGCCAUGGUAGAGCACUACCUCCAGGAGUUGGUCCAAAGGGCAUCAGACACCAAUCUGAAGGGUGAGGCUCUGCACAAGCUCUGGCCCUCCAUGUUUGCAGAAAUGGUGAGGGACUGUGUGUUGGAGAUGAGGGACCGAGCGGCCUUUCGCCAAGCCAGCCUUGCGAAGCUGUCUGAGACCAAGUGAAGAGGACCAAAGGUUCAGUCUUAGACUACAAACAUACACACACAUGUGGACACAGCUUUCCUGGGCGCCUGCAGGGCUUCAUCUCAAACUCCAUUUAUAGCACAUCAUCACUUAGUGACUUAUCACUGGCUGUCAGUUAAUAAAAUCUUUGGAAACUGAAGGGUGUAUUUCCCUAGAGGCUCUUUAAGAUGGAUGUAGACUGUUUUAAAGAUGUCUGAAGAAACCACAUCGACAAAUGCAUCUUGAUUGAAUGUAGAUUUUCACUGAAAACACUGAUUCUUCAAUGCUUGGAGCUGUAACAUACUUGAAGAAAGUUAAAGGGACGUAUUGACUCACAGUGCAUUGUGGUCCCUACGGAGCAUCCUCUGCACUUUAAACGCUUUCUGAAUGACCCCUCACCACCAUCACUGUCAUCAGCUGAAAAUGACCGGUGUCUCUUUUGUCGAGACUAGAAUGAUUUUUCUGUGUCUUAAAUAAUGUCUCAUGCAUCGCUCUCUCACUUUCUCCUGCCUGACCUAAAAAGAAGGGCACAGAUAAGAACAAGGAAUUUUCUUUGUUUACCACUGAUUUUCUGUAUUGUACUUAGUAUUAAAAGAUUCUGUAUUAACACUCAGUUUGUGUACAUGGUUUACAUUACAAGCCAUGUCUUUCUUUAAUCAGGCACCGCAUCAGUUCAGAUCAGUUGUUUUGUAAGUUGCAAAUUUCCCCUUUUUUUCAUGAGUCAAUCUCUAAAAUAUGCUAAUACUCAGGUUCAUCUCUUAGGCUACAUCCGCCCUAAUACGUUUUUGUUUAAACUGCAUAACUAUUCCUCCAUUUACAAAUAGCAUCUACACUGCUCUAGCGUUUUGGAACCCCUAAAAUGGAGACAUCUGAAAACACUGCUUGCCCUGUUUCAGUCUGAUUUGGUCUUAUCAGUCACAGCUUCUCCAGUCAAAAAAGUUAAGCUACAUACCUUACGUGAUCUCAUCCUUCUUGUGUGGGGACUCCUCUCCCAUUGCCAUAGCUUCCUCAAAUGAUGGAUAAUGCUCCUGGCCGGUACCUCUGUAAUAUGUUCCCAUAUUUGCUUUGCAAAUGUGCCGAUGUGCAAAGCAAAUAUUGGGACGUAUUACAGAGGUACAGGCCGGUUAGCAACAUAUUGGCAACGUGUUCUAACAACUCCCAGUCUGGUUUCCGCUGCCUUGACCGCCAUACUCAUGUUACUCGUAUAUAAACAGUUCCACCUCAGUGUCAGUGUAAGUAAAGGAAUCUCUGGUCUUACUUUUCGCCAUCUCUGCAGUAUUUUUAAUACUUAUAUUUUAAGCAACCAGUGGCAGAGUUGACAGUCUACUUCUUGUGAAUCGUCAUGUGAUAUCCUUUUUCAGGAGUGUUAAUAUGGAUAAAUAUUAAUUCUGAAACUGUGUUAAGAUGCUUGUGUGUACUGAGAUCGUUAUUGUUUUGGAACGCUGUGUCAAAAUGAAAACAUAUUAGUGUGGAUGUGGUCUUAAACUUAUCAGUCACUUUGGAGGACUGCAUUAUCAGUGCCUAAUAGACAGUUGGUAUCCAAUGAGGCAGAUGCUGUGUGUGUUUGUGUGUGUGUGUGUGGGGGGGGGGGGGGGUUUGCAUGCUCGCUAGCAAGUCCAGAAACCAUAAAAGGUCCUCUGGGUAGUGUGAACUCAGACUGGAAUGUCCCUGAAGGCAAGAGGCUUCACCAGUUUCUCACCACCUGUCCUUGCUCCCCUCACUCAAACCAUCCCACAAAGAAUUUUUUAACCCUUAUUUAAUCAGGUAUGUCAGUGGAGAACACAGCACCAACCUGGGGGACCAACUGCAGGGGGAUGGAGUGUCAAUCAACAUCACACACACCAAGGAGCUGACUGGCACUGCUGUCCAAUGUCAUCCACUCUACUGGACAUCAGUGCUUUGCUCAAAGGUAUUAGACUUGAAGAAGACAUCAGAACAUCAGUUUGUGUGUUACAUGAGUUAGUCUCUUCUCAGUGCUGCUUUGUUGUUUUCUGGUUUUCAAUGGCUCCUAAAGAAUUGUUCUUUGUCUGUCUUCCUGUGAACGUUCUUUUGAAUCAUCCAGGUGUUACACUGUCUUGAGAAAGUUCAAUCCAAACCUGACUGUCAGACGAUCAUGUGAAAGGCUUCUUUAGUCCAGUACUUUCAGACUUUUACAAGUCUUAUUUUUUCCUUAAGCUAAAUAGCAUGAUACAGUAAAUCUUCCAACAGAAGACAAAAACACAUAUCUAAAGGUGUUUCUGAUGCACCUAUCCCAUAGAGAUCUUAUACAAACAUGAAAUACAGAUGAAGAUGAAGAAAAUAUUAGGUGCAAAUGUUUGCUAUCAAAAAGCUACAGCGAGUUUAUUUUGAGCAACUAUGAUAAACAACACUGUUUUGUGCUGACACAUUGUGUCAUCUUACGGGACCAUGGCUGUCAGCGCUGUGCGAGAAGUGUAGUCCCAAAGGACUGACAGAACUCCAUGACUAGUGACAGCAUGCUGACAGAGAGCAAGAACAGUGUCUCAUCAGUGGAAAGCAGUGUAGAAAUCCAGACAGUGCACUGAUUCCUGAGACCCACACAGUUAAGAAGACUCAACACAUGAACAUGUAGUCCAUAUGUCUUGGUGAGUAAUAACCCACAAUCUGUUGCUCACAUUAAAAGUAGUAUUUGUUGUUCUAUACAAUUGUUUUAUAUAUAUUUUUGUGAGCAAGGGCAGUGCUCCAGGGGUCUCAUUUAUAAAA